AUGUCUUCAGAGCCUGUUUUAAGUGAAAUUGGAGAUGGCCGCCUAGUCAAAAUGGAGGUGGAUUGUAGCGGUCAAGUGGACGCUGCAAUUCCAAAGGCAGAAGCUUUGGCUAAGAGCGGUAAACUUACGGAAGCGCUUGCAGAGUUAUUCGCCUUGGAGAAGCUGACUCGCCAGUCUGCGGAUAUGCGAUCAAAUUGCCGUAUUCAAGUGUGCAUAGUGCAGCUGUGCUUUCAAGCUCAAAACUGGGAAGCCUUAAAGGAGAACAUUAUAGGACUUACGAAGAAGCGGUCACUUAUUAAGCAGGCAGUAACUAACAUGAUCCAGGAAUGUUGUACCUACGUUGACCAGAUGCCGAACGAGACAUUGAAAAUCGACCUGAUUAACACAUUGAGAACAGUAACUGCUGGAAAAAUAUAUGUCGAAGUUGAAAGAGCUCGUUUAACGAACAAGUUGGCAAAGACUCUUGAAGCCGAGGGAAAAAUUGAGGAGGCCUGUAACUUAUUAUUGGAGCUUCAAAUCGAAAGCUAUGGCUCCAUGGACAAACAGGAGAAGGUCGAAUUUCUGCUGGAGCAGAUGCGUUUGUCGCUUUUGCGUUCAGACUUUGUACGCGCACAACUGAUUGCGAAGAAAAUUUCGAAAAAAUUUUUUACCGAUGAAUCUGUAGAGAUUCAAAAGCUGAAACUCAAGUAUUACCAUCAGAUGAUUCAGAUUGAUCAGCAUGAGGGAAACAAUCUCGCUAUAUGUCACCAUUACAUGGCAGUUUGCAACACGGAACUGGUGAAAUCGGACAGCAGUAAACUGGAAGAAACAUUGAAAAACAUAGUGCUCUACAUCAUCUUAUCUCCUCAUGGAAACGAACAAUGGGAUCUACUGAAUCGGAUCGUGCAAGACAAGCAGCUAGAACUCAUUCCUAAUUACAAGCUUCUUCUGAAGUAUUUCGUCCGUCAGGAGCUCAUCUCCUGGAGACAUGAUAUAAUCAUUAACUUCGAAUCAUUAUUGCGGCAGGGUACUCACACUUCUCCACCUACUGGAGUAUUCGAUCCAGAAACAGAAUUUGGCAAAAAGCAGUGGGAAGAGUUCCAGACUCGAGUAUGCGAACAUAAUAUUCGUAUGAUUUCAAAGUACUACAAGCGAAUCACACUGAAAAGGCUUUCCGAACUUUUGGAUCGCGCUCCAGAAAGAAGCGAAGAGUUCCUUUGCAAUCUGAUCGUCAACGGUACCAUCGUUAAUGCGAAGAUCGACAGACCGGCUGGCAUAGUGAAUUUCAAGCCUCAUCAGUCUCCAGCGGAUGUUCUUCAAGAAUGGUCAUCUGACAUGUCUUCACUAAUGGAUAAACUAAACAAGGCGUGUCAUCUUAUUCGUAAGGAAGAAAUGGUGCACAAACACUUGUACAGUUCUGAGUUGGGCAACGUAGUCGAUGCCAUUUCCAGUUAG
Messenger RNA from Soboliphyme baturini, 1434 nucleotides. Lineage: Eukaryota; Metazoa; Nematoda; Enoplea; Dioctophymatida; Soboliphymatidae. The record is from the annotation of a GenBank genome assembly.